This is a messenger RNA of Ceratitis capitata (Mediterranean fruit fly), 1801 nucleotides long. RefSeq lists its product as uncharacterized. The record is from RefSeq and is a predicted model, not a curated record. The transcript is spliced from 3 exons. Bases 176 to 1663 code for a protein of 495 amino acids. NCBI's taxonomy places the organism in Eukaryota, Metazoa, Arthropoda, Insecta, Diptera, Tephritidae.
GUGUGAAUUCGCCUUGAUUUUCAUUUUAAAUUUUUUACCGUUUUUCCACAAGGCAAAUUUAACAAGGGAACAAAGUGAAUUUACGAAAUUUACACAAAAAUUAAAAUAAAUUAGCCUCAAGGCGAAUUCAUGCAUUAAAUCAUCAACGUGUUAUUGUAAGUCCAAGUUGGCUAGUAUGAACAACAAACGAACGAAUUUACUUUCACUAAACGAUUAUUGCUUAGAAGUAAUCUUUGAAAACCUCGACUUGCUAGAGCAAAUCCGUUUAUCGCUAUGCCAUACACGUUUGGAAUGGGUAUUUGUGCAUAUGAUAGUUCCACAUUUGGACCGAAAUUUCUGUUUUGAUGAUGCACACGCCUUUACCGAAUGGGAUUUUAGACAAUUAUUUUACACUGUUGGCAAAUGCAUGGAAAUUAUUAUUCUCGGACCGAAAUUCCAGCGAAAUGCCAGCCAUUUAGAAGGCAUUUAUUCCUAUAUGCAAGAAUGCCGCUUGCGUGUUAAACACAUUAUAAUCCACUCUCGAGAACCUAAACAAUGCGUCUCUCUGCUCAGUUCAUUGCAACCAGAUUAUAUAAGUGAACUCGAUUUGUUCGAAUGUAAUUUAUGUGACAACGAUUUGCAAUAUUUGUGUAAAUUACGUAAUCUCAAAGGGCUCGGCUUAGGCUGGAAUUAUCAAAUAGAAGGCAUUGUUUUAAAAGAUUUGCACAAUUUGCAACGACUGAUGUUAUGUUGUUGUGAUAGUAUAACUAAUGAGGCAUUGACUGAGUGCUGCAAAAAUUUACGGUUAAAAUUCUUAGACAUACGUAUGUUCAACAAUUUGUCGCAUGUGGAAACAGCAGUGCAGUAUUGCACAUCAUUGGAAACUUUGAAGACAACGUCUCUAAACGUGGAUGCUGCUAAACUACCAAAUUUAAGAUCAUUGGAAAUACGACAUCAAAACUCCCAAUGGGCAAGCCGAUUUUAUGAAGCACUACUAAAAUUUCAUCAACAUGAUUUGCUUGAAUUAAAAUUAUUUGACGAAAUAUAUGUAUUUUUUCCAACAGCGGCAAGAUUUGCACAAUUUAAAAAGUUACGCUCCCUCGCGUUGGGUAACAACGCAUUUAGUGUUUGCCGUGAUGUAGUGAAGCUAAUUUCGGGUUUGACCGAUUUAGAGGAAAUUCAUUUAAUUAAUUCCCUACGCAUCAGAGAUAAACAUUUGUUGCCGCUUAUAACUAAAUGUACCAAAUUGAAGCGAGUGGAUAUACGUAUGUGUCGUUAUAUUUCAAACAAUUUUGUUUGGAAAACAAUGAUUAUAUUGAAAAGGCGUGCAGCAAACUCCAAGGAAAUUUUCAAUAGGCAACCGCUUACAAUAUUGGUUAAUGGAACACGUAUAACACGUAAUAUUUUAGAUAGUGUAGGUUAUAAGAGGAACAGCGAUCUGUUGAAAUUAUUAUUUCAUAACAGCAACACUCAACUGAGCGUUAUUUUUAAAACUGAAAAUCAUAAAAGUGAUUGUAGUUGUUUCAGUUGUAGAAAAUCGAAUAAAAGUAACCCAAAUGAAAUGCGUGGUGAAAUGUCUGAAGAGUACGGCAACUUGAGUGAUGAUGAUGAAGACGAUGAUGAUGAUGAUGGUGUCGAUAUUGAUGAGCAUGAUCUAGAGAGUACGCUAAUAUCAAUGGAAUAACAUUUAUUUGUUGUGAUUAAAUUUAAAUUUAGAAAAUCUUAUGCAAUACAUGUACAACAAUUUAUCAUAUGUAGCACUUAAACAUUUAUGUAAAUAUAAACAAUUGAAUGUAUUAUAUUAAAUACAGCAUAUUACAUA